This is a messenger RNA of Chanos chanos (milkfish), 736 nucleotides long. It is a transcript of the gene rpl10a, whose product is annotated as ribosomal protein L10a. The record is from RefSeq and is a predicted model, not a curated record. The transcript is spliced from 6 exons. Gene Ontology annotation, cellular component: large ribosomal subunit. NCBI's taxonomy places the organism in Eukaryota, Metazoa, Chordata, Actinopteri, Gonorynchiformes, Chanidae. Gene Ontology annotation, biological process: translation. Bases 35 to 685 code for a protein of 216 amino acids. Gene Ontology annotation, molecular function: structural constituent of ribosome; RNA binding.
UUUCAGGUCGUGUGGCAGGGGAGAAGUAGUCAAAAUGAGCAAAGUCUCCAGAGACACGUUGUACGAAGCCGUUCGGGAGGUCCAGGCUGGCUCCCGUGCUAAGAGGAGAAAGUUUGUGGAGACUGUGGAGCUUCAGAUCAGCUUGAAGAACUACGAUCCCCAGAAGGACAAGCGUUUCUCUGGCACAGUCAGGCUGAAGACCACCCCACGCCCCAAGUUCUCUGUGUGCGUUCUCGGAGACCAGCAGCAUUGUGAUGAGGCCAAAGCAGCUGAGCUCGCCCACAUGGACAUUGAGGCUCUCAAAAAGCUCAACAAAAACAAGAAGCUGGUGAAGAAACUGGCUAAGAAAUACGAUGCCUUCCUGGCAUCCGAGUCUCUGAUCAAGCAGAUCCCCCGUAUCCUUGGCCCCGGCCUCAACAAGGCAGGAAAGUUCCCUUCCCUGCUCACCCACAAUGAGAACCUCAUCACCAAGGUGGAUGAAGUCAAAUCUACCAUCAAAUUCCAGAUGAAGAAGGUUCUGUGUCUGGCCGUGGCUGUGGGUCACGUAAGAAUGACCGAGGACGAGUUGGUCUACAACAUUCACCUCGCCGUCAACUUCCUGGUGUCUCUGCUGAAGAAGAACUGGCAGAACGUGCGGGCACUCUACAUCAAGAGCACCAUGGGCAAGCCUCAGCGUCUCUACUAGAGAGCAUGCCUCUACUUUUCUAUGAAUAAACACUUUGGAGAAAUCCAGCCA